UCAUUACAAGUUUCUUAGGGACACUUGUUGGAAGGCGGUGGUCUUUAAAAAGGUUAACAAUGACUCAAAUCUUUGCAUAAAUUAUGUUUUUCCGUGCCGAUUUGACCCCAAUAUUUGACCCCGAACUGAACCAGGAAGCAAGUAGUCAAAAUUUGAGCUGUGACUCAAAACACGAUUCGUGCACUCCUGUAUUGUACGCAACCCGUAUACUGUGCAUGUGUGUACAAUAAAUGCAGCCGGAGUUCCGCCGAGUUUUAGGAAGUUAAAAACUAGUUAUCUCUCUCGGAAAUGCGAAGGAUUUCAUCGCCAUUUUGCGUGUUUUCAAACUGGAUAAAAUGAUAUAAUGUGACGAACUGUUGCUUUCGAUUGUAGAUCUGUGCAAGAAAAUGGAGGAUAGCUCCCAUAAUGGAAUUUUAAUCGUAAAGUUGCAGAAAUUAAAACACCGGAAUAUCAUGGACCCUGCUCAGACUUCUUCAUAAAGUUUAGUAUCCGGUAAACUACUGUGUGUCGUGCACAACAAACACACGUUCAACUGUAGCCAUAGAGACAACAGAACCUCAAGAUGGCUGUACCAGGCGCAGAUACCGUGUAUGAUCUGACCAUCUUGUACAUGUCAGACGUCACCAACUGGUGCGAGUACCUCUUCGAUAUCUUCAACCCCUUUGAGGUCUACCAGCAGUCGGAGGAGAUCACCACGUUCCCCACUCACGAAAGCACCAUCCACCACAUCAAGAGCUCCCGCGUUCAAGUCCUCAUCAUCUCCCCCAAGUUCAUCGAGACCGCGACCGCCCAGAUCAGGGAGAUCACCGGAAAGAACUCCGUGGUGGGACUCCUGUGCGGCGUGGAGAAGGAGGAGCUGGUCAAGCUCCAGGACAGGAUACCAGACUAUGUGAGCUGGCACCUCGUGGAUGCUAAGGAUGGACCGCGGUGCAUCACGGGCACGACAUUGGACAUUGUGGAUGAAAUGAUCAAACUUGCAGAUCAGCAAGCCCCUCCGGACAUGAACGUAACGGAUGAGGUUUAUUUAACAAUGACGGGGAAUACAUGUAGAGAGCAAGAACCGCAGAGCAAUUACAUGCAAAUGGGAAGAGGAUUACAUCAUGGUACCGGUCCUGCAGACAAGCAAGAUGAUCUGUACCAAUUAAUGAGUGAAGGAAAGGCAGUCCAGGAAGAGGAGUCACAUUACUUAGAAAUGAAUGUUCAAGAGGAGGAUCUUUAUUUGGAUCUGGAGUUACCUCCAGCUCCACCAGCGGAUGAUGAGCUCUACUUGGAUAUGGGUUCGCCCCCAGCACAACAGCAGAAAGACGAGGAAAUUUAUUUGGAAAUGGAUGAUUCCCAAUUGCACAAUGAUGAUACCUAUGACUGCCCAGUUUCAGAUUUUGGUUCACAGGACACGUAUGAUUUCACAGAUAUUGGUCGACAGGAUACGUACGAGUGCACAGAAAUCGGAACAUUACCUACGAGAGGUUCACAAGUUACUGUUGUACCAGAUAAAGUGAGAGCAGGGGUAUCUGAAAAAGUGGUAGUAAUAUUCACAUCCAGCAACAUGGUACAGAACUUUGAUGGGUCGUAUAAAAUCCACAUCGCGUUCGAUCAAAAGAAAGCUGAAGUGGUUGCUAGGGUUCUCAAUCCGCAUACACUGAGAUUUGAUUCACCUGCAGAUUUGCCUGGAGGCAUGUACAAAUGCACCCUGACCCACAACGGUAGCCGCAAGGCCACCUUCAAGUUGGGUAUCCUGAGUCCAUCGGCCAUCCUAUCGGAUAUUCUCAGCAAGAGCGUCAACCCACUCAAUUACCUCUGCGAGGUCCUGGACGUAUCGCCGGCCAACAGCAACCAACUCGACAACGAGCUCCACGAACAGUGCAAGAAAUACAUGCCUCAAGGAGGGUUUAGGGACCUUUUGCCGGUGAAACAGCCAAGCAGUGGCAUGCAGAGCACGCUGUUCCCCACGGCGCUGCACUUUGCCGCCAAGUUCGGGCUUCCCUGCGUAUGCGCCAUGCUCUGUGAGUGGCCAGGAGCUGACCAAGCGCUCAGGAUGAAGAACAUUGACGGGAAGACACCCGAUCAGAUGACGAUGGAUGAAGGAGUGAAGAGCUUUCUCCUUGGAAAUAAGGAACGAUCGGUUGCACAACAGCAAGGACAUGGUGAUAUCGGCUAUGUGACAAUGACUCAAAAAGAGCAGCAGCAGCGGAAAGCUAUGAUUGGUGGACCUCUUGGCCCCCCUGACCAAGAUAACCCCCAGAACAGACCUGCGUACGACUUUCCUUUCCCAGUGGCGAUCCCCGUCAGCAAAGAAGCUGACAUCCAUAGAUUAAUAAGUGGUGAUCCUGAUGAUAUUUAUAACUACUACGACAGCUGGGAGAGAUCUGAUACAGGCACUAUGGAGAGAGAUGGAGAUGAUGAUGACGACGAUGAUACACAGGAUUUACCUCCACCUCCGCCAAUACCACGGCCGAUAGCACGGCCGAUUCCACGAGAUACAUACUCUGGGCCUACUUCGGAUUAUGAGACACUGGACAGCGAAGCCCCCUCUGUACCACACCAUGACAUGCCCCCAUCCCUCCCCGUCAGUGCGCCCGAUGAACGACCCGAACCGCCAGCAGCAAGCAGAAAACCAGUCCCACCGAUCCAACCACAAAGCGACAACAAAGAUGGUCAAAGAGAUCCAGAUGCGAAACUCCAGAGCCUGAUCGACAUCCAGAAUCGUGUCAAGGAUAAUGAGAUCAGUAUGGACGAGGCUGUCAAUCUUUUCAGGGAGUGGGAAGAGAGCCACAAUCAUACACAGUCUAUGAGUGCAAGACGAGGUACAGAAAGGGAGAGUCAGAGCAGCCUACAGAAAUUAUUCAAAAGGAAACAAGGGCGUCCCUCUACUGAUGAUGAGAGUGAUGCCGGUCAGAGAGGUAGGCAAAGGGAGCCCCCACCUCCCCCCGUAUUUGUUUCGUCCGAGAAUAAAAUGGCAUCACAGCAGGGUGGGCGUCGUCUUCGAGCUCGAUCAGAACCGGUGGCAACGGGUUUCACGUCGCUAACAUCCAAACAUCACAAGGAAGCGGCCUUGCGGUCGGUGUCGGCCAAUUCUUAUGGAAUAGCACCCAGCACAGCUAGAGGGGGCAGAGGGGCUGAUAUAUCUGAGAGGCCAGAGAGGUCCCCAACAAGUCUAGGUUCUUCCAGACUAAAUGCAAUGAACGGCUCCUCAGAGAAUUCAAAUGGGCCUUCCAGUGAUACGAAUAGGAAUGAGAAUGGAUCCAAAGCAAGUCCAAUGGAACCACCCCCUCCCAGGUCUCCCAGACCACAUAAAGCAAGAGAUCCGGCAAAGCGUGUCUCGUACACCGGGCGAAACCAGGGCAACUUCAGCCAGGAUUACAUUGACCGCCCCAUCCCCCCGAUCCCGCCCCGGAACACCUCGGCAGCCCCCAGCAACUACUCUCGCCUGCCCGGAGCCCGCCCCGUCUUCGCCCCCGACCAGAAGGGUAGGACCCCCUUGCCUGGCAUGGUAACGGGCGUCGGUGGUGGAGUAGGAGCAGGUGUUGGGGGAGGAGGAGGAGGAGGAGCAAGGGGCGUAGAUCUGGUGGAGAGCGAUGCCAUACCGGAGCAUUCGGAGCACACGGCGCCCCCGACCCAUGAGGGAAUACCUGAGAGGAUGGCCCCCCUUCCACCGCGGAGGAGCAUCUCCCGUUCACAAUCACCCCUACGCCACAGCCUGCGACCAAUUUUGCUGGGACACAAGUUUGUAACCUCCAUGCGUGCCGGCCGAUCAUCCACAUUCUCCUCCUCCACUGACAGUAGCAACGACCCCGCCCGUAGCACCCUCGUCGAGCCCCUCCGCCGACAAAGCGAGCCUUCGGUCCCCUCCGGCAACGACGGAGGGGGUGAACCCACCUCCCCAUCCAGCGAGCGAGACGCCUCCGGAAAACCCAAGAGACCCGUGCCCAGACCUCGGGCCCCUCGACCAAGAUAGUCAAGAAACCCUGCCUGCUCUUUCCAUCAUCUCCCUUUCAAUGUCGUGCCACUUGAUGAAUGGUUACUGGAGUUUGCUGCACCUAAUGCAAUAUGACAUAAGUCUUCCAAUCUCCCAGAGUUAUCUUUUUAUAUUUUCCCAAAUAUGCUACAGUAUAUACAUAUACAUGUAUCUUGUUGAAUAUAUAUCUUACUAAAAACUGAUCAUUACUGGAGCUUUGCUGUCCCAUAUGCCCAGUAUAUUGUCUUCCAAUCCUAAUAUGCUAUUUUUAUACUUGGCCAAUAUAAUACAUGUUUGUAUAUUGUAAACUUAUAGAUACUGGAAUCUUCUUAUGCCAAAUGCCAUGUGAUACAACCAGUGUAAAGUCUUCCAAUCGCACAGAGUAAUAGUCCAUUUGAAAAUAUUUUGCAAAAUACAUGUACGGUCAAGCCUGUCUAUUAAGGUCACCCAAGGGAAACAGGAAGACUGGCCACUGUAGACA
Molecule: messenger RNA, 4436 nt
Organism: Strongylocentrotus purpuratus (purple sea urchin)
Lineage: Eukaryota; Metazoa; Echinodermata; Echinoidea; Camarodonta; Strongylocentrotidae
Product: phosphoinositide 3-kinase adapter protein 1
Exons: 32
Coding region: 563-3955 (1130 amino acids)
Molecular function (GO): signaling receptor binding
Source: RefSeq, a predicted model, not a curated record